AUGGUCCUGAUACACACCAAAACGGAGGAGGAGAAGCACCAAUUCUUGUUCGAAACGAACGUGGACGUUUUGGUCUCCCAUUUGAAGGAGGACCUGGUGCAGCUGCACAACCUCAGGUGCAAAAUGCUCAGGCUGCUUGACGCGGCGACCGAGUUGGCCAACCAUGGCCCCCUGCGGCCGGAGGCCAUUCGGGGAAUCACCGAUGAGGAGCUGCGACUGUCCAACCCUGACAUCUAUAACCCGAAGGAAGCGACAAAGCCUGAUGAGAAUAAUUUCAGAACGGGCGUUCCCCCUCCUCGUGAGGGGGAGCUCCAACUGAGGGAUGCCAUCAACAGGGCGAAGCGGGCGCUGGCCGUGGACCAGACGGAGAAGGGCGCCCCGUUAACCCUGGACAAACUGAACGAACUGCUGAAGUGGAUGGGGGAAGCCCUGAGCGCCUGCUACCCAUCGAUGGAGGGCCUGCCCCCCUACGACCCCACGAGGCUCCUCCUGGAAAAUGAAAACGCCUUCAACGAUCACUUCAGCACAAACGAGACGUCCAUCUGGUGGGCAGGCAAAGAACUGCGCGGGGAUUCCCCCCUACGCAGUUACAUAGGGAGGAACGAAAAGACGAAGAUAAUUAUAAAGCUGCACCCAACCAAAAUGGGACCCCCCGAAAGGGAGAGAAAAAUUGAUGAAGCAACGUACAGAGCUAUGGUGGCUUACUACCACAAGAAAAAAAAGGAGGAAAAAGAAUUUGAAGAAGACGACGAUGACUCCUACUUGAAUUCUGAGUGGUCCAGUCCCCUCAGCCUGCAGAAAUACCUGCACGGGAAUUUGGCCAACAUCCGGUGGAAGCCCUAG
Molecule: messenger RNA, 843 nt
Organism: Plasmodium vivax (malaria parasite P. vivax)
Lineage: Eukaryota; Apicomplexa; Aconoidasida; Haemosporida; Plasmodiidae
Exons: 4
Coding region: 1-843 (280 amino acids)
Biological process (GO): regulation of cilium movement
Source: RefSeq, a predicted model, not a curated record